AUGCUUCCAAAUGUCUUAUCGACAGCUCCAAAACCCUUACUAUUUUUCAUAGCAGUCAUACUAUCCCUGUACAAAAUUGAGUGCAAAUCGUCAUCAUUGAAUGUCACAGAUCCUGGAACUUGGAAGAGGUUAGCAGAUGAGAGAUUUAAUAAAUUUGAACAAUCAUCAUCUCACUUAUUACUCAAACGAUCAAAAAAUGUCAUCUUAUUUAUUGGUGAUGGUAUGAGCCUGAGCACUGUUACUGGAGCAAGAUAUUUGAAAGCGGAGAAGAUGGAUCUUUUAGGUGGUGAUGUACAACUAGUAUGGGAGAACUGGCCUGUUGCAUCACUUGUCCGUACAUUCAACUCAGAUAGACUGACAACAGAUUCAGGUUCUGCGGCGACUGCCUUUAUGUCAGGUGUGAAAAGCCCUCAUAAAACCGUUGGUAUCACGGGAACAGUGAAGUGCUGUAAAUGUACUGAAUUGAAAGAAUUAGAAAGGGCGAAAUCUUCUAUCAUGUAUGCCUCCAAAGCAGGAUUUUCCACUGGAAUAGUUACAACUGCGAGAGUUACUCAUGCAACACCCGCAGCAGCGUAUGCAAAUAUGUUACAUCGAGAUUGGGAGUCGAAAGCGUAAGUUUGGAAUAUCUUAG
This is a messenger RNA of Schistosoma rodhaini, 631 nucleotides long. NCBI's taxonomy places the organism in Eukaryota, Metazoa, Platyhelminthes, Trematoda, Strigeidida, Schistosomatidae. The record is from the annotation of a GenBank genome assembly.